ACAAGCGUGAGUUACACUGUGUACAAGAUAGUAGGCGAUCAGGUGCGUAGAAACAUGUCUGGGAAACCCAAGCUGCACUACUUCAAUGGACGAGGCCGAAUGGAAUCAAUACGGUGGCUACUAGCAGCAGCUGGCGUUGAGUUUGAAGAAUGUUUUCUGGAAACAAAGGAUGAUCUGACAAAGUUACAGAAGGAUGGAUCCCUGCUGUUUCAGCAAGUGCCAAUGGUGGAGAUCGAUGGGAUGAAGAUGGUGCAGACCAGAGCCAUCCUCAGCUACAUAGCAGCAAAGUACAACCUCUACGGGAAGGACCUGAAGGAGAGAGCCCUAAUUGAUAUGUACGUGGAAGCAAUAAUAGAUCUGAAUGAGUUACUCAUGACCCAUAUUCUUCAACCAGCGGAUAAAAAGGAGCAACACUUAGCUACUAUUGUGGACAAGGCCACAAACAGAUACUUCCCAGUCUAUGAGAAGGUUUUGAAAGACCACGGACAAGAUUUUCUUGUUGGUAACCAGUUUAGCAGGGCAGAUGUGCAGUUACUUGAAACCCUUUUAAUGGCAGAAGAGUGCAAGCCUGAUAUACUUGCCAAAUUUCCUCUCUUGCAGAGUUUUAAAGCAAGAAUAAGCAAUAUCCCCACAAUAAAGAAAUUCCUGCAGCCUGGCAGCCAGAGGAAACCACCACUCCAGGAAAAAGAUGUACCAAAAGUGAUGAAGAUUUUCCACUGAGCAGCAGCCUAAACUGACAGAAACUCUAUUUCAUUGUCUUUGUGUUUACUGAUAGUGGCAAAGUGAUAUUAAUGAAAAUAGUGAAAAGGUUUUUGAUCUCUCUUUCCUUAGCUACAGGACUGGUUUUAGCUUACUGCAAACAUUUCCAAGGUAAAUGUACAGAAGCAUACCAGCAAAUGAAAUAGUUCACUGAGUUAGGGGGUACACUGGGCAACACAGGAUGUCUUACAUUACUUAAGAGAUGAUGUGAAAUAAAGUCUUACUAUUGACAAUCAAAACCAGUUUGUUCAAUAACUUCUUGCUGCUACUUAUAUACCUAAGGGCUCUCUGGUUCUGCCUUUCUGGCAUUCCCAAGAGUUGUGGGGAAAUGAAGAGAGUUUAGCCCAAACAGUGGGCAGUGCAUCUGUUCUGGGAAAUGCCAGGAACAGCCUGCAGGUUCUGGUUUGAUGGGGAUAACAGGUUUGGAUUCAGCUUUCCUCUGAACCUGGAGUAUGCUGGGACCAGAGGUCCUAAUGCACCUCUGUUUUGCCAUUAGAUGUUCAAACUCUUGUACUGUAGCUUCACCAGUAUUUCCUUUAACGAAAGGUCUACUGUAGCAGCUAAAAGCGUUUUGCAGACUUGCCUAAGAAACAAAUGCUUGUCACGGACUGUAAAGCUGAAAACUUGUUGUUUGAGGAAGGAGUCAUCAGAUUGGUGUCAGGUGCCAGCUGAGACUUUGAAAUGCAGGACUUCAUGUUGACUUAUGUCACUUUAUAUUACACUCAGUUGCACAUAAGUGGUACAUUAUGAUCACUUAAAUCAAGCACCACUACUGAGAGGCUAGCAAGACAGCUGAACACAUAAAUACGUGUGUUAUUUGAGCACCAAAUCAACCAAGUAUGUAAAUGCAACAGCCAGUGCCCUAAAACCAACUGGCAGCUUUAAUCUGAGCACACUCAGGGCACUAAAACUCUUGCUGACACUGAUAGCUCCUUUAUAAGAAAUGCUAUGCGGCUGGAACCAGUUUUC
This is a messenger RNA of Chroicocephalus ridibundus (black-headed gull), 1728 nucleotides long. RefSeq names its product glutathione S-transferase-like. The coding region runs from base 55 to 720 and encodes 221 amino acids. Gene Ontology annotation, biological process: glutathione metabolic process. Lineage: Eukaryota; Metazoa; Chordata; Aves; Charadriiformes; Laridae. The transcript has 7 exons. The record is from RefSeq and is a predicted model, not a curated record. Gene Ontology annotation, molecular function: glutathione transferase activity.